AUGGGCGACCAGUCAGAGAUCCAACGAGAUCGCGAUUAUCUUCGCGUCGUCAUUGAUGAUGGUAGUGGCUAUCUGAAGGUAGAAGCUCAACACGUUCGUCCCGGAGAAUCACUCCAUGAAGUGCCCACAGAUCGCAUUCAGCUACAAGAAGGAGAAGACAAGAUAAGACAAAAGUACAUCAUCGAUGGCGACAUGCUCCACUGUGGAGAGAUUGAGGUUGCGAACUGGCUGCAGGAGCACCCCACUGAGGCCAGGAGAGUCAUCGAACUUUCAAAACUGGCGAUGUGCCCUGAAUAUUCAAAUGCACCAGCGACUACACGGUUCUUCAAUGCGAUCGGAGCCUGCUGUCAUGGUCAAAUCGGAGACAUUCACGAUUUCAAAUUAUGGGUGUAUAAAUGGAUACGCAAUCGCAUUUGUGCCUGGUACAGAGAUCUAUCCCCAAAAGGACACAAUUAUGAGGGUCAGUACUGGGAAGUCAUUCAGAUUGAAACGACCAUUACCGUCCCAGCAAUGUGGGAUGACCACCAAUGCGGAAUCAUCCGCAAUGCGGCCAAAGAAGCGGGCUUCCUCAAUCUACGUCUGCGUCUUGAGCCACUCUGUGCAGCUGCCCGUGAGAUGCGUUUGCUAAAGGAACGCGGGUAUCUCAAAAACCAUGACUCGUUUCUGUGGCACGAUAUCGGGCACGCCACGAUUGACUUUGCUCUUGUUCGCAUCGAGGAAUCGUCUGUCGUUGGUCAGCCGCCCGAUCUCGUCGUUGUCGGGAAGCCCCAUGGUAGUCUCCUUGGAUCACAUGUAAUACAUGAUCUAGCCUGGAAUUACAUCAAGACUUGCUUCGAGGUCGAGGAGUAUGGAGGUCUGCAAUCUUGUCUGCGAUUGCUAGGUGGGAUGAGCGAGGCGGAAUUUGUCCGCCAGGUCACAGAAAGGAUAGAAGAAGAAAAGAGACGGAGCCCUUGUCGUCCAUUCACCAUUUCGAUCAACGCUAUGGAUGGUUGGUGGGAUGUUCCUGAAGGCAUGAAAUUCCUCGACAUUCGAGUGUCAAAACAGGAGAUUGAGAGUUGGCUGGAUGCAUGGACGCAGAUGUUGGUCGAUGCACAAACAACGUACAUAGAGACGUUCGGGCCGAAUGUUGUUGGCGGAAUAGUCAUCACCGGCGGCGGUGGAGCCAACAAGGUGGCCUUUGCUGACGACAGCGACAACCCUGUGGCUAAGGGUGGACUGUCACUAUACCCUACCAACGAACCAGAUACCCUGCCAGUUGGAUGUUGGUACGUUGUCCGAGCAGAAGAGUUCGACUAUACACGCCAUCCAGAUGCGAUCAAAAAGGCCAAAGGAGUGCCGCAGUGGAAGCGGCGUGAUGGAUUCAAACACCCUGUACUCAAUGACAGAUUGACGACACCCAGCAUAUCAGAUGACGGCAGCUUCGAAGCUAUCGAUAGGCUCGCGCUUAUCGCGAGAACAAUGGAUGUUGGCGGAAACGUCGAAGCGGUCGAAACGCCCUGCGUGACGUACAGCUUUCCGAUUGAAGCGGAAUGGAACCCAAGACUGGAAUUCGACAUCUACUUCAGCGAAAAGCAUGAGCCGAAUGGCAAGCCUCUGCUUGACAAGCAUGGAAACAUCCGGCCUGGAUUCAAGCGAAUGCAGAUGCAACUUGCAGACUUGAGCGAAGCAGACUGGGAGAGUCAUGCAUCAGCGCUGGAGUUUUAUCAGUAUGAUGGUAAACAAUGGUUCGUUCUCGAUGGCUUUAUCGAAAUGACCACCAAGAAAGAUCACUGGGAUUUGCAUGUCACGAUUCUGGAGCCUGGAGAAGCGUUGCGCUUCGAGGAUGCAGGUGAAACUCCAUCAAAACGACAAAAGACCGCUUCCAGACGUCAAAAACAUGCCGCGGACCAAAAGUUUGACGCAAAAUACAAUUAUCGGACGCUCUUCAAGACGAAAAGAUCGAUCUGGGACAAGUUUUGCAGUCACAGCAUCAAGAAUGUCCAUGUAGCUGCCCCUGGAUGCGAAGAAGUCACCACUGCCAAACGCAAACCACGAACCAAGAGACAUGUUGGCACUCCCCUGAGUGCAGUCACUCGCUCUGGCGGCUUGCAAGCGAUGAAUGGAAUGAUGGUAGGACCAGCUACAUGCAGUGAAGAGAAUGUUAUUGCUGCCACACCUAUGGCGAGUAAUGCUCGGGCAGCGAUUCCCGACGGCUCUGCUUCCAGCCCUUCAAGCGAAAAGGCGCCUUCAAACAGGAGGGGUGUCAAAUGCGACAACACUUCGCGACAGAGGAUGCUGCAUGACCGAUUUGCGUGGGUAGCGGAGAGAUCUGCCACCCCUCUUCCAAGUACUUUGCAUGGCAUCAACCAAUCCAAUGGGCUCACUACGCCUCCCUUCAGCGCGGAGAAGUCUCAAUCGCUGGGAAGAUCUGAGGCCAGCAUGAGGCAAAGCAGUGCUGUGUCGCGCCUGGAGGCGCUGCGGAAUAGACCUCCUGGUUCGACGGCCGAAGACGUCUUCAGGUCGUGCGGAGUUUUGGGAGAGUAG
Messenger RNA from Ramularia collo-cygni, 2523 nucleotides. RefSeq lists its product as uncharacterized. Lineage: Eukaryota; Fungi; Ascomycota; Dothideomycetes; Mycosphaerellales; Mycosphaerellaceae. The coding region runs from base 1 to 2523 and encodes 840 amino acids. The record is from RefSeq and is a predicted model, not a curated record. The transcript is spliced from 11 exons.